Molecule: messenger RNA, 787 nt
Organism: Notodromas monacha
Lineage: Eukaryota; Metazoa; Arthropoda; Ostracoda; Podocopida; Cyprididae
Source: the annotation of a GenBank genome assembly
UUGUAACCUUUAAAAACGGGAAUAACUUCUAACGUACCAAUUUAGUAAAUCAUGCCAAAGGUCAGAAUUCAUUGAACCCGAAUCCCUGCAUAAAUUGGGAUUAAAAAUCCCGCACUUUUUUCUCUUUUUUAUUUGUCACACCCCGUCACUCGAUAAAACAACGAUCGACGCUUAAUCCAUCCAGCUCGAGAUGAACCCUGUGAAGUUCGUGUUCCUGUGUUCUUUCAUGUUCGCCUUUGUUUCUUGGGUGUCCGGAUAUUCUGCUGUCACCAGGUGCUAUUCUUGUGGACAGCAAGGUGGUACUUCCUGCAGUGUGGAUAAUCGUGGAACUGAAACUGUUUGCUGGGUUCCUAUGGCAUCUUGCGCCACUGCGUUUGAUUCCGAAAAUAUGGAGACUGUGAAUUCGAAGGGAUGUGCCAACACCACUGGACUUCGCGACUACUGCCUUCAGGGCAUGUUUGGGUACACGUGCUAUUGCAGCUCUUACCUGUGCAAUGCGGAAGGAAGACCCGAAGGCUACGAUAAACGCCAUAUCGAAGAUGAUGAGCUCCGUUCGUUGCAUGGAAGGAUCCUGAAGAACUCUGGGGCGAAUGUCUUGAUUCUUUCGUACAUCCUCGCCAUAUUUUCAAUUGUUAAGCUCGUGUCCAUUUUAACGGGAUUAUUCUUCUUUUGAUCGGGACUUUCAAUCUUGUUACGAAUGGGGUCAUCAUCCCACGUCUUGUAUAUGCGUGUGUUGCUGAGAGAACAAUUCGAAAAAUAAUAAAUUGCAUUUGAUCUGCUGACCAAA